Ectocarpus sp. CCAP 1310/34 is the source of this 1035-nucleotide messenger RNA. NCBI's taxonomy places the organism in Eukaryota, Phaeophyceae, Ectocarpales, Ectocarpaceae. The record is from the annotation of a GenBank genome assembly.
CUGCUACGCGUGCAGUUGAGAGCGUGUACGUGGGUUUGGGUAACUGCGAGGCGACGACGAGCAGAGAUGACGUCGUCACCUCCUCCGCCUCCACUGAGGUUCUCGUCCUACUCCCUCCUGGAGGGAGGAGACACGGCCGCCGGGAGCCUGGGCCUGCCCACGGGCGCGCUAUUCGCCCCCUUCGCCGAGCUGCAGCCGUCGCCCGCCCGCAUCCCGAGGCAGCCGGUGCUCUGCACCUUCUGCUCGGCCUACCCUAGCCCCUUCUGCCGGGUGGACCCCGGGACCGGUCGGUGGCGAUGCUGUUUCUGCGAGAAGGAGAACCCCUGCUACGCGGAGGACUUCAUCGGCUCGAGUCCCGCGGAGCACCGUGAUUCUUUCCCCGAGAUGGCGUGCAAGGCCGUGGAGUACGCCGAGCAGGACCUGACCGGCGUGCUGAACGGGCUGUCCGCGCUCUCCCUCGCCACGGGGCCCCACCGCAGGCGGGACCGGCAGGCGGCGGCGCCGGCGCACUUGCUCGUCGUGGACGGCAACAUGAGGGAGGAUGCCCUCGUCGACCUUGCUCGCUCGGUGGACGAGGUGCUCGGCAAGAUGGACCCGGAGGCUCUGAUUUCCCUUGUGGUCUUCACCGGGGUCGUUAGCGUGUACCGCCUCGGGCGACCUGGGGCGGCGGUGGCCGAUGUGCUCCCCGGUGGGGAGACUUUGUCCGACCAGGAUGUGGACCGGCGGCUGUCCGAGGGAGAGAAGGAUCACUUCGUGUCCGUCCGCGGCGGCCGGGAAGCGCUGUGCACGAUUCUGAAGCUCCUGCGAGGAGUGGGCAACGGCACCGGCGCCACCCGACCAGGACAACGAAGCAAUCAGCAAGCAGGGCUAGGCAACGGCCCGAGCAGCGCCGGCGGUCGGGGGGGGCGGGGGGGGGCUCUCGGGCGGCGGAAGGCGUGGGGGGCGCGGCGGCGGGUGCCGGUGCCCACCCACCGGCGGCGACGUUGUCUGGGAGCGGCGGUGGAGUAUGCCCUCAGGUUAAGGUUACAUUCUUAA